Bombus impatiens (common eastern bumble bee) is the source of this 3516-nucleotide messenger RNA. RefSeq lists its product as uncharacterized. Bases 684 to 1016 code for a protein of 110 amino acids. The transcript is spliced from 3 exons. The record is from RefSeq and is a predicted model, not a curated record. NCBI's taxonomy places the organism in Eukaryota, Metazoa, Arthropoda, Insecta, Hymenoptera, Apidae.
GCUACCCUCGACGAGGCCAGUCAGUUCUUGCCCGUUUUCGCUCGGGUUACGAUCGAUCGUACGCUUUGCCACCUUGUUUCCGUGUUUCCUUUCGUUCCACACGAUUUUCACAAGAUCAGAGCGGCUAGCGUGCCACCAAAUCGCCUCCACACCGAACCAAAACGAACGAUUUUUGUGAUCGGUUUUCUGUGAAGUGCCAUCGGCUGUGUUGCGCGCCAUUCGUCGUUUCUACCAUCGAGAGGUAAAAGUGUCGCUACGAGAGGCGGUACGAUUCGGAGUUCGAGGACGAUCUACGAGGAUGAACGACCCCGUUAAUACACAAACGAUUCCUUAGACACGCGACAACGUAUCUCGUCUCCGCAACGUCUCGUGACCUACUCCUCCACUAGCUUUGCGGGCAUCAGCCUCUUGGGAGUUUUGCUACCGAUUACGGAACGUGCCCCUCCACGCUCUCUCAAGAUCAUCCCGUCACUUUGUCCACGGAACGUGAAUCGCAAUACCAAAGGAAUUCGACGCUCCGGCCGUUACUACGAGGAUGAACCUGUACGAGACGCGUUUGCAGCCGUACUUUUCUUAACGUCUCCAUCCUGAAUCGUGUCACCGAGGGAGGGUACCAUCCUGCGAGGUCAAAGCUCGAAGCGCGGAUCGACGAACAGGGUGGAGGCGCGAUAAACAUAAAGAAAAUGGGGGUGCCGGAUGUAGAGCAGGCUAAGAGACGACUCCAGGAUAUUCUUAGGAAAGCGCAGAAGCUCGAGAUCCCCCCGCAAGAAGUGAUCUCGACGCGGACCGCCCAGAAGCUUCUUGCCAGAACGAGGAACGUCCUGGCAUGGACGAUCUGGAUCACCGUUUUUGUCCUGCUGCUCAGCGGCGUGGUCUAUGCCCGUUGGCCGACGAGACAAGAAGUCGAGACCAUUAGGACUGUCCUUAGGCGAACGUGUUCCGGAGCAGCUUCGGGAGACUUCUCGGAGCGUGUGGCAGCGCUUUUACACUCCUCUUCCACUCAAGACGACUGCUAGUCCUCGUCGAGAUUCCUCCGAGCUGUUCUACUUUCCUCGUACGAAGAAACCGAUGGAAACGCCGAAAAAAACCGUAGCGCGUCGCACCGCUCGCAGGGCGUUCACGAUUUUCGAGCUAACUCGUAAGCUUUAACGCGGCUCGGGCUAAUGAUCGCGACGAUCAUGAAACGAUUCCUCGUUAACGCUUACACGCGCAAACCGUUUGUAAUUAGUCAGGGAUUCUAGCCCAUGCGGAACGUUCGACCGAUCGCUCUCGUUCGAUGCGAGAAUUUUCCUAUUUCAACUCGCUUCGCUUCAACCGUGAAAUCCGUUCUCAUUCGCCGAGGCCCUUUUCUCGCGGCAAAAACCUCGAACGCGUCGUACUUAUCGCGGAAAAUCCGUAUACCGGCUGAUACGGCUACACGGGCUCUUUGGAGCGCGACAACUUUGUUCCUGCUUUUGUCUCUUAAUUAUCUCUCGAUGUGGAAGAUCGAUGCCGCAAGGCUGAACGAAACAAAAGCGCUCGGGACGCAACCACCCAUCUCCUACGUAACCGACCUCGGAUUACUUUUUCGCCAUGUUAGUUACGUUUCGAGUGCUCCAAUUUCGACGUCUCGGACAACUUUUGACAAGUCUUUCCCAUCGCCGCUCGAAUAUGGCGCGUGAACUCGUUUACAUUCGUUGAACCAGCCUCGGUCGAAUCGCGCCGCGCGGAAAACACCGUUGGCCAAUUAAGCGAGAGAAGAGCGCGUUUUCGCCGGAAACAAUGGAAUUUUCUGGAAAAUACAACGGCAUCUCCGACGCUGCGGAUCGCCCGGCGGAGAAAGAAAACGCGUACGCGUUUUGCUCUUUUACGAAAGCGUUUAAAAAUGUAACGCUGCAGCUCGACGGGGAAUGCGAUCGUGUCCGCUGGAGAAAAGAAUAAACGAAGAAGGAAAAAGAGCGGGCUUGAGAGUAGAAAAAACGAGUGGUAGGAUCGCGGCGAGCGGAUAAAAAGAGAGAGACAGACGGGGGGAGGGAGGGAGAAGAGGAAACGGAAAGAGGAGAGAAUUUGGAAGGACGACACUGGACGGGUAGCUGUGAAGAGCUGGAGCGAACGAGUGGCAGACGGGUAAGCUUGGGAAGCUGUCGCACUCGAGGACGAAAGAAAGCAAUGGAAAUAAAACUGGCUGGAAGGGAAAAAGUUGGUGGGAAGACGGAACACGGGAAAAAGGAGAAAAAUACCUGCACCGUAGCUUAGCGUGGAGAUGGCAGGGACAGACUCGAGAUCGUCGCGAAACGCUCCGAAACUGCAGAUCGAUCGUGACGAACCGCUUCGUCGUGACGGACCUUCGUGGAAAAAGCGAACGAAACCGAAACGCUUCGGAGGCCAAUCGGCGUCGCAUAGGAAAAUCAGCUUGGAAGGAAUUAGUAAAGCGCGUAGAAAGGAAAGGGAGAACACGUUGGAAUAUACCGUACGAUACACAGGUCUGUGAAAACAGCUGGCACGGUGAUUCGUCAUAAUUAAUCAUGUUGCAGUCAAGCUGUAUCGUUUUAUUGGUCGCGUUACGCACGACACCUGUCCUUUAACGGCAUUUCGAAUUUCCAUUUCGCGAGAAAUGGCACGCUAUCAAGCCUGGAAACAAGCCUGCGAACUCAACGCACCCACCGUGUUUAAUUGCGCGAAUUAAUCGUUACGUUUCAUCAAGCUCCUUUUUUAUUCUCCCCACCGUUCGUCCAAUUCACUGCCAGAAAAACUAGUUUCUCGAGUGUUUCAUCCAAUCGCAUCAAUUUUCAUAAUGCCUCGGGUGUCCGUUGACGAUCAACGUGUUCGAGAAAUAUAGCGCGUUACGAAAGAAGAAUUUCCUAUAGCCAUCGUUGCUUUGAGCGCGAUAACGGAUCACGCAAGGAAAAUAGUUGGUCGUUGAUGAUGAUUUACGAUACGAGGCGGGAUCGCUACGGAAAAAUAUCGAAACCGUGAUUCGCACGCAGCUGUAAACGCCCAGUCUGUUUUUAACUUUCGAACGUAAAAUUAGAAUUUGAGAAAAUAGCGCGAUACGUGCAACGACGAAACGACACGCUGAAAGCAUCGACCUUAGGUAAAACCCAAGAUAUUCGGCGGUGAUAAUAUCGCCGAGGUUCGAGCGCAAGAGUCUCCAAGUGCGGCGAACGCGUUUGUUUCGUCGAUGGGGAAGAGGAUCCGAAGAGACGCGACGAACGUUAAAAGGGAAAGCGAUUACGAAUCGAUCGUAACUGAAGGCGAUAAAAAGAGAAAAAAGAAGAAACGUCGAGAGAAUCGGAGAGUUACGUUCGAUAUUUACCGCGAUUCUUUCGAGACGAGUAUAAAGAAAGGAAUAAUUCAUACAUCUUGGAUAGAACGAGACGUAAGUGGGCACGAUAAUGAGAAGCGUUUUGUUUUCUGCCCUUCGGUUCUCAUGAAACAUUGAAUAGCUGGAACAAAAGCUACCUGCGAGACGACGAUCUCUCCUCUGCCGAUCGACGAACACGCCUCUCCAACUUCGAAUAGCAGCCAACUAUAUAG